GCUCCUCUCCCUCCCUCCCUCCCUCCCCGCAAUAGUAAAAUUCGGUUCUGGAAGGCAAGCGAGGCACGCACGCACGCACGAGAGAGGAGGGAGAGCGAGCGAGCGAGCAGGAGAUCUCUAAACAAUUCCCUCCCUCCCUCAUUGGGAUCUGGGUAGUCCUGCCGCCUCCUGUACAUUUCUCUCUCCCCCUCCUCCUCCUCCCCCCAACCCGGCGCAAAUCCAUCGCCGAGAUCCAAGUCCACCACACCGGACGAGCGGCAGCGGCAUUGGUUGAUCUCGCCGCCGACGUCGGACGAGGGCGGCGCCGCCGGCAUGCGCCCGCAAGGCCAGGAUCCGUCCGCCCGCGACCGCGACGCUUGGAUCUGAUCCUCUCCGGCCGCCGAGACACAGCGCGCAGCAGCGUGGCAGGAGGGGAGGAGGAGGAGGAGAAGAUAGAGACGGAAGCCACGCGCUGCUAGCUAGGGUUUGUUCCAUCUCCCUCUCUCGCUCGCCCUCUCUCUCCCGAGGAGAGGAGAGGCGGAGGGAUGUCGUCGUCGAACUCGCCGUGCGCGGCGUGCAAGCUGCUGAGGCGCAAGUGCACGCAGGGGUGCGUGUUCGCGCCCUACUUCCCGCCGGACCAGCCGGCCAAGUUCGCCAACGUGCACAAGGUGUUCGGCGCCAGCAACGUCUCCAAGCUGCUCAACGAGCUCCCCGUGGCGCAGCGGGAGGACGCCGUCAACUCGCUCGCAUACGAGGCCGAGGCGCGCCUGCGCGACCCCGUCUACGGCUGCGUCGCCUACAUCUCCGUCCUCCAGCUCAAGAUCAAGCAGGUGCGCGAGGAGAUCGCCAACGCGCGCAAGGAGCUCGCCGGCUACAUCGGCCAGGCCGCCUACGCGCCCGUCGUCCCCGUGCAGCACCCCCACGCCGCGCAGUACGCCGCCGGCAUGGCCCUCGUCCAGCCCCACCCGCACCCGCACCAGCAGAUGGCGAUGCAGCAGCAGCACCCGUACCACCAGCAGCAGAUCGCCGACGCGCAGCACCUGGCGGCCGCCGUCGAGGUGGCGCGCGCCGGGCAGCAGCAGCAGCAGCAUCACCACCAGCACCAGCAGCACGAGAUGAUGAUGAUGCGCCAGACCUACGCCAACGUCCACGGCGGGGCCGCCGCCGGGCCAACGGUGGCCGUCGAGCCUCCCCAGGCCGCGGCCUACGACGGCACCGCCCCGUUCCUCAUCCAGCAGCAAGCGUCGCCUUCCGCCCUGACCUACCGCAUGGAGGAGCCGUCCCCGCCGCCGCAGUCCUCGGGCCACUCCCACGUCGACAUGUCCCACGCGCCGCAGCAGCAGCGUCAUCAGCACACGGACGGCAGCGACGAGGGGAGCGGGGGCGCCCCGCCGGCCUGAUGGCCAUGCUCCCGCCUCCUUCGCCGUGUGUCGAUAUUUCCCCCCUAGCUUGUUUUUUUUCACGGUUUCUUUGAUGUUCAUUUGUUGGACUCGAGUCUUUUCGUCUUCUUGCGGAUCAUACGAUAUCGAACUGGCAUCGCCAUGGCUCCCCGGAAAGCAUAUCCAUGGCUCCCGGAGGCGGACAAGCUGGUGAUCUUGCUCAAGGCUCUUCAUCAGCUGCCUUUAUCCCUCACAAGAGUGACAGCCAAAUAAAUGCAGACCAGAAACAGAGGUAGCAAAGAGAAACUUAUGAAGGGAGGUGCAGAUAGAGACAGUGAAACAUGCAUGCAAGGUGUGCGUGCAAAGGGGAGCAAACAGUGAAGCAUGCAGCUGGGGCACAGUCAGGGAGAAUUAGCGGCCAGCAAGCAUAAAAAAAAUAGACUACGUACCAGAAAGUUAAGCAGAAAAACAGCAAAAGAUUUUUAGUUCUUCUGCAUUAUGCUUUUCGACUAGUAUAGUGGCUACAUAUAUUUCUUCUCUUCCGGAUUUGUUUCUGUUCAUGGAGUUCACUAUAGCAUGAUGUUUUGUUUUGCGCUUUGA
Molecule: messenger RNA, 1958 nt
Organism: Triticum aestivum (bread wheat)
Lineage: Eukaryota; Viridiplantae; Streptophyta; Magnoliopsida; Poales; Poaceae
Product: protein ASYMMETRIC LEAVES 2
Exons: 4
Coding region: 525-1379 (284 amino acids)
Source: RefSeq, a predicted model, not a curated record